AUGGACUGCCGCGCAUUUGGGUCGGUGCGCCUGUUCUUCCCUGGAUUUUUACGCAUCGCACUGCUGUGGGUCGUGCAAUUAGGAGCGUUGGCGCAACAUGCUCCAGAGUGUUACCCAGGAGGCCAUCAGAUCUUGCGCAAUCCCUAUCGCAGCGUGGACUUUGACUCCACAGAGAUCCAGAACACGGCCAUCCAGGACCUGAUCUGUGACCACUCGCUGUCGCCGGGCUGGUAUCGAUUCAGGAUCAACAACAAGCCGGCGGAGAUGCCGACCACCUGCAUUGAAAUGAAUCGUUGUGGUACACAGGCUCCGGUGUGGCUGUCCCUGAAGGACGCCUCUCUGCCACGGCCCGGCGAGGUCCGCCAGCUCUCAGCCUGUGCCACCUGGCAGUUCUUCCACGGCAGCGCCAAGGACUGCUGCCUUUUCCGCAUCCCCGUCACAGUGCGGAACUGCGGCGAGUUCCUGCUCUACCACCUGCAGCCCACGCAGGGGUGCAUGGGAUACUGCGCUAAAGUGGCUCCAGAUUUGGGAGCCAGACUCUGCCCACCCGGUGAGGUGGAAGUCAACGGCCGAUGCAAAGCUGCCGUUCCAUCCCUGCCCUCCCGGCCAGUGAUCACCCCAGAGCUGAUUGGCCAAAGUGUCCACCUGAGGUGCUCCUUCAUCCCGCCGCCGUGGAGCCAGCCGCUGGGCUUCCAGGUGGUUUGGGCCAGACACAUCGGCCACAGCAUGAAGGCUGAGAUCAGGCAGGAAUCCACGCUGAAGCCCUUCACUCUGGCUGAGAUGGAUGGCGUUCACUUCAGGCUCGGAGAAACGUUCUCCUGCAGUGUGUCGACUUUCAGAGCCAACUUCAGCCACAGCAGAUCUACUCCCAAAGAAAGUGAGAGUUUCUACGCUGGACUAAAGUUUUCUCCAGACUCGCUCCACAUAGCAGAGAACAGUAAGGAGCACGAGGUGACCGUCCACAGCACAGUGCCCAUCCCCUGCUACACCCCUGACCACGGUCACCAGUGUGGAGUCCCUCUGGCUCUCAGCGUCCACGACCCAGACAGUCUCGGACAUGAGGCCUCAAAUGUGGUGCUGUCCGAUUGCCAGGUGGAGCUUCAGCCGAAAGCCUGCAGCGAUGGCAGCUGCGGCGGGGCAGCCUUUUUUGUAACUGCUGUCACUGAUUUUACACAAGAUGGGAACCGGGCAAGUCUCAUUGGUGUUUUACCGGGACCCAGCGCACCACGACUCUGGAGAAACUACGCCCCAACGUCCCUCAAAGUCACCGUCCAGGAUGUUCCUACUUCCAUCUGCCACUCUCUAACUGACCCACAUGUUGUUACCUUGGAUGGCAGGCGUUAUGAAAACCACCAGACUGGCACCUUUGUUCUUUACCGGAGCCUCGUCAGGGAAUUUGAGGUCCACUCUCGCCAGUGGGACUGUGGCAGCCGACACUACGCUGUUGCCUGCAACUGUGGCUUUGCGGCGCGAGAGGAGAACGAUAUUGCCAUCUUUGACAUGUGCAACGGACAGCCGCAGGAAACCAGGCCACAGCUUACCCUAAAGACCAUAGGUGACAGGGAGGGCAGUCGAGUCAGGGUCCUGGAGUCCCACCAGGGGAAGAAGGUCACCUUGAUCUUUCCCUCCGGGGCCUUUGUUAGGGCCGAUGUUGGCGACUGGGGGAUGAGCCUGUCCGUCCGGGCGCCCAGCGUUGACUACACCAACACGCAAGGCCUCUGCGGUACCUUCGACCGCAACGGCAACAAUGACUUCCACGGCUCUGAUGGUAGCUCCUUUGGUCUCAGUGACCUGCAUCGCUUCAUAGAGGUCUGGAGGAUAGCUCCUGGUGAGAGUUUAUUUGACAAGACACCUCCUGGGACGCCGCAGGAGGUCAGGAGGCCCUUCUGUCAGUGCCAAAAAGGAUACAGCACCUCUCAUCAUGCUGUCAGAGGGAUGAGGAACUUGUACAAUCCUUCUGCUCACUCCGACUGCAUAGCAUAUGAUAAUGUGGAUUACACAUCUGUGUUCCCCUCUAUGGACACAACAGUGGAAUACAUCAAGAGUCCAGAAAGAGAGGAAAGCAUCCUUGAUAUGUCUGCGUUUAACAGUCAUCCUUUGGAGAGGAGGCACCUUCGGUUGCAAAGCGAGAACAAAAACAGUGAUCUUGAACUGGACGGAGAGUUCAGGGAGGAUCUUCUGCUUUCUGUUGACAGGCCGAAGAGACAGGCAUCAUUUGAAUUCCAGCCUGUCUUCGCUGCUCAGAGCCUGAGCCAGGCCGAUCUGGAGAACUUUGCCUACUUCUUCCCAGAGGAUCACCUGGCGGAAGCACGACCGGAGGUGCAACCCCAGUGGCCCACGCCAAGCGGCCUGACCUCGGCCAAAGCUCUGGAGGUGUGCCAGAUAGCUUUGGCCAACUCCACUGUUGGUGCAGUGUGCCGGGGGCUGCUGGGACGCCGUCUGGAUGAGGCGGUGGAUCUCUGCAUUCUGGACCUGCAGCUCAAAGACGACCUGGGCUGGGAGGAGGCACUGUUGCCUUACCUGGAGAAUGAGUGCGAGAGGAGGCUGCUGGAAAACCGGACCCAGAGAGCCCUGGAGGUGGGUGGUCCACCAGGGGUGUCCAGAGAGGUGGUGACAGCGCUGCGCUGUCCCAACUUUUGCAACGGAAACGGAGAGUGCACAGAGUGGGGCUGCCAGUGUUAUCCCAGCUACAGCUUCUACGACUGCAGCCUGGCCAUCAGCCAGCCAGUCGAGUUAACAGACUUGGAGAACGGCGGACUGUGUGACAUUCGAGCCUUCAACUGUCGCAACAUUCGAGUCUUCGGCCUUGGCUUCAUUGACUCUCCCGACCUCAGCUGCCAUGCCACCAGACUGAAGUACAUGAAUGGAGUUUGGGUUCCGGGGGAAAAGCAGAGAACAAAAGCCACCUUCCUCAGCUCCAAGGCUUUAGACUGUGCUGUGCCAUCUCUGAGCAACACAGCCGUCAACACAGAGGACUUCAUGAUGGACGACAAACCAUACGCACGCUGGGAGAUUAAAGUAACCAAUGAUGGCUCCCAGUACAGCCAAACCAAGGUGCUGACAAUCUAUGAUGGUGUUUGUCAGGUCUGCGAGGCUUCGCGCUCAGGACUCUGUAAGUUAAAGGAGAGGACGUGUAACAUCGACGGGAUGUGUUUCACGGAGGGAGACUCCAAUCCCAGCAGCCCUUGCCUCCUCUGUGACCCAGACACCUCCAAAUUCACCUGGUCUGUGAACCAAGUCAACGAGCCACCGUCCUUCCACCGACCUCAAAGUGAUCUGCGGACAUUUGCCGGGGAGAACUUUGUCUUCCAGUUUGCAGCGUCAGACCCAGAGGGCUCGGCACUCCUCUUCCAGCUGGAGGAAGGGCCCAGGGGGGCUGUGCUCUCGCCUGCCGGCCUCCUUAUCUGGAGGGUCCCAUCGCUUAUAGAGGAAGAGAGAGGUCGAUUGAGCCGCUCUUUCCGCUUCAUGCUGUCAGAUGAGUGCGACGCCCAGAGCACCUUCACCGUGGAGAUUGACGUGGUGCCAUGCGGGUGUCAGAAUGGAGGCACAUGUGUGACGGACGUCAAUUACCCUGCCGGCAGUGGAAAGUACCUGUGUGUAUGUCCUGAGGGUAAGCAGGGCGACCUCUGCAACGAGGAUGUAGACGAAUGUUUGUCAGCCCCGUGCACAGUCGGCAAGUGCAUUAACACAGCCAGUGGGUACAGAUGCGAGUGUCCUGCAGGGCUGAGAGGUGUAACCUGCCUGGAAGAUAUCAAUGAGUGUGAAAGGAAGCCUUGUUUCCAAGGAGUCCAAUGUUUCAACAGCUUCGGCUCCUACGGCUGCGGCCCGUGCCCCAAAGGCAUGGUGGGAAAUGGGACAGCGUGUACAGUCGUCAGGCCGGUCCCCAUCUCUCCCACAUCUGCUCCUCGCAUGACUGUCUACAAAAUACCAGAUGUUCUGCAGCAACCACCCAAAAUACAGACAGACACCUUCCGGAAGACGUCAAGUGUUAGCUCCGUGCAGACGAUUCCAGGGAUUGACCCAAACCGAUCAAAGUCCACCACUUGGAGGCGGAUUCCAGGAAUAAGCCAGAACCCAGUGCUCUCUACGGCAGAAACUAUCAAGAGCAUCACAGCAAUCACACCAAUCGUGUUCCAAACCAAGGUCGACAAGGGAAGUGAACUUAACCCAUCCACGACUAACACAGACACUCUGAAGAACAUCUCUGAAACUACACCGGACCAAGUUCAGCCUGGUUCUCCCAAAAUCAGCAACACUAUUGCUAAGACACCAACUGUGACCCAGCUUUUGGGAAAUGGGAAAAAAACUCCAGGAUCUGGUCAGUCGAUGGCUGUGAACGUGUCGGCUACUUGUGCCAGUAGGCCCUGCUUCCCCGGGGUUCUGUGCGUCAACCGCAGGCCGCCACAUGUCGGCUACGUCUGUGGACGUUGCCCACCCGGCCUCUAUGGCAACGGACGCACCUGUGUGAAGAACGCCAAGGCAGCAUCCAAUCACCUUCCUCAGCAGCAGACAGUAGCCAAAACCAUCCGAUUCCCGCACGGAAGCAGCAGCAAGGUCUCCCAGCUCCACCUGCCCAACCUUCCCACCAGGCACAGUAUCAAACACCUGUCCGUGUCUGUCACCAGAGCGAACCGAGAUAAUACACCGCGGCAGGUUCCCGCCUCACGGAGGGGAGGCGGGACGGGGAGGAGAGAGGCGGUGACUGCUUCAAGAGAUGUUCCGAGAACAUCAAUCCACCAGGUCACUUCAAACACUCAGGUGACCCGCCAAAGUGCCAACCUCGGAUCGGAUGCCAGGACAUACACCAGAUCUAGCAUCUCCAGGGAUUUUGUGGUUCCCCAUGUGACGGUCUCCAAGCAGUCUGAAGGAGCAUUGACAGGUGCCACACCCUCCAAGGUAACACCGUCAGGUCCUCACCUAUCCAUUCACUCUGCCAAAGUGACGCAGUCCAAAAAGACAACCCAGCCCCAGCUCAACCAUCUUGCAUCCACCCAGGCCAAACCGUGGACACCUCAAAGACCUCCCCUCCCGCUUACGUCGGCCCUCACCGCUCUGUCCUACUCACUGUCUGAGUCAGAGUUCUCUGCAGACGGAGAUGAGGCUGAGCCUGGAUCCGAAGGCCCAGAGAUGCUGCAGGUCUUCCCAGCAUCGACCUUCACGACUCCAGGCAAGACAGUCUACAGCGGCUCCCUGCUGCAAAGAGCUACCUCCAUCCAGCCAGGGGAUAGGAGCGACACGACAGCCGACAAACAUGUGACAACCUGCGCCGACCGGCCAUGUUUUCCUGGUGUCUUGUGUGAACCAGGGAUGGAUGGGGGUUUCCGCUGUGGGAGGUGUCCUGUAGGAUACACUGGAGAUGGACGAGCCUGUCGAGCUGUUUGCAGACAUACGUGUGGUAGGAACAUGGUGUGUGCUGCACCGAAUACAUGCCGCUGCAAACCAGGCUACACUGGACUCGACUGUCAGACAGCAAUCUGUGAGCCAGAUUGUAUGAACGGGGGUGUUUGCAUUGCUCCGGGUGUGUGUGACUGUCUCAGAGGUUUUCAUGGAGAAAACUGUCAGGAAGCUCUGUGCAGGUUGCCGUGUGAAAACGGAGGCACCUGUGUGGGACUGCAGACUUGUUCCUGUCCUUAUGGGUUUGUUGGACCUCGAUGUGAGACCAUGGUGUGUAGCCGUCACUGUCACAAUGGAGGCCAGUGCGUGUCUCCAGACGAAUGCAUGUGCCCGCCUGGCUGGACUGGACUGUCUUGUGAGACUGCCCUCUGCUCUCCCGUGUGUCUGAAUGGAGGUUUGUGUGUUCGGUCAAACAUCUGCGAGUGUCCUCACGGUUUCUACGGCGCACAGUGUCAGAAUGCUGUCUGCAGUCCUCCCUGUAAGAACGGAGGUCUGUGUAUGAGGAACAACGUCUGCUCCUGUCUGCAGGGACACAGCGGGAGACGAUGCGAGAAAAGUGUUUGUGAGCCCAUGUGUAUGAACGGCGGCAGGUGUGUCGGCCCAGAUGUUUGCGACUGUCCGUCUGGUUGGCGAGGAAAGAGAUGUGACAAACCCAGCUGUCUGCAGAAGUGUCUGAAUGGAGGAGAGUGUGUGGGAGCCAACACCUGCCACUGCGCCCCGGGGUGGCAGGGCAUGCUGUGCCAGAUCCCGCACUGUGAACAGAAGUGUCUUUAUGGCAGUCGAUGUGUCCGACCAAACGUCUGCGCCUGCCGGAGCGGGUACUCAGGUUCUCUUUGCUCCAUCAGGCUCCCAAUUUCUCAAGGCUGAUUUCUGCUUACAAACACCACACAGCUGGAUUUCAUAAUAAAACCUCCAGGUGAUCCAGAGCCAUCAGCGCAGACCGCCAUCAGAAGAAAUAUGUCUCUUCCAUCUUUACGCCGGUUUUAAGCAAAAAAGUGGACGCUGGGGGAAAAUGUAUGUCUUAAGAACUAACUUGCAAAAAACCUAAAACACAUCUGAUAACAAGACUUUACUACAGCAACUGGGAGAUUUAAAUGAUCAGCCUCAUCUCUCUGGUUACUUGAGUGCAUAUAAACCAGUGACUACAAAUAAAGAUGGACGACAUAUCUCCACUUCUUCCUACUGCAAAGAAAUGAGGCUAAAAUAUCCCAGACACAGUCACUGCCAUCUUUCGUUGACGUCAUUGGAGCCAGUUUCAAACACCAACACAACAGUUUCCCCCCGAGUCCAGUCUUUGUGCUAAGCUAGGCUAGUGAGGUACAGACUCCCACAAUGCUACAUAUGCAUUCUGCAGACAGGAAAUCAUCACCUGACCUUCCCAACAUUAUAAAAGACUCCUCCGUUGAAGUGUCAGCAUUUUCUCAGCUGCACACUUUUAAUGGGUCCGAGACGUUUAACCGUACUGAAUCUGACUUAAGGUCUUUCUUUUUAAAAGGCAGGUUUCUUAUUCUCAACGAAAGACUUCAGACAUGCAAGAUGUGGUUCAUGAUCAGCGUUUUACAAGCAGCUGUUUCAUGCAGUGGUCAGGAUGAUCGUUUAAAAGCUGGACGGAGUUUUCACUGUA
Messenger RNA from Chelmon rostratus (copperband butterflyfish), 7018 nucleotides. RefSeq names its product von Willebrand factor D and EGF domain-containing protein. NCBI's taxonomy places the organism in Eukaryota, Metazoa, Chordata, Actinopteri, Chaetodontiformes, Chaetodontidae. The coding region runs from base 1 to 6261 and encodes 2086 amino acids. Gene Ontology annotation, molecular function: calcium ion binding. The transcript has 33 exons. The record is from RefSeq and is a predicted model, not a curated record.